UACAGCAAACAAAACCAGUUUUGUUGAUCAAAUUGGGGCCUAAGACAGACAGACAGGCAGACUCUAUGUUGUUUUAAAAAUGACUUAAAAUUAAUGUGGUGAACUGAGGAAACCCUGUUUGAGGCUAUUUCCUGUACUCUGCCAAGGACCGGAAGGAUUUGGUCUGGGUGGUAAAACAGCACAGAAGGUUGUGGGAACUUUUUCCUUAAACCUGAGCAGUGCAUGCUGCACUACUUUAUACCUUGAUGCACCUUGGUGUUGCAAUAACAACUUAUCUAAUUUAUGGUUUAUUGCCUCACUCAAGUGCCUUUAUAUAGAUAGAAGACGCUACCUUUUCAUAUUUAUCUUGUUGUCUAUUUCUGAGUUACCAAACAUAAUUUCGUUAUGUGCCUACAAUGACAAAUAAAAGUGUCUUGCGUCGUAGCUGUUACAUUACAAUUUUCCCACAGGCCCUGAACACAGCAUCAGUCACUAUCAUGUGAUGUCCUGUCAUGUGGUGCAGUCACUUCCUACUGAUUUGGUCCGGAGCAGACAGACUCUGCUGUAUCAUGUCGUCUUAGUCGGGCUCCUCAGACAUUAUCCACUGCAGUGAACAUGUUGUUUCGGUAUAAAUCCAGCCGUUGUGCGUCUCUGAAGCUGGGCCUUUGGUUCGUGGCGAGUCUUGGAUGUUUGCUAGUCCGGUCCGGAGCAGAGGAGGACAGCAGCAGCCUGUGGUACCAGGACCUCUGCAGUUAUAAAUGGGAAGCUGUGGACCGGGAUAACAAUGUGAGCUACACGUUGAAGCUCUGCGAAUCUUCACCGUCAACCAGCUGCGGCCCCGGCACCGCCGUCUGCGCUAGCAGCCUCAAAACCAACACCAAACAGUCUGUUGGUGAGCUGUCCCUGCAGAGGCUCUCUGGCACAGUGCUGGAUUACAACAGCACAGAAAAAUGUCCAGAAAGCAGCAACAGCAUACAAUCCAGCAUCAGCUUCCAGUGUGGGAAGACCAUGGGGACCCCGGAGUUCGUCGCUGUUUCUCAGUGUGUGCAUUACUUUGAGUGGAGGACCUACACCGCCUGUAAGAAAGAUAAAUUCAAGCCACACAAAGAGGUGCCCUGCUACGCCUUUGACUCGGACGGCAAAAAGCACGACCUGAACCCUCUGAUCAAACUGAGCGAUGGAUAUCUGGUGGACGACGGUGACGACAGCAUCGACUUCUACAUCAACAUCUGCCGCAGUCUCAACCAUCCAGACAAAUCCUGUCCAGAGGGCUCUGCAGCUUGUCUGGUCACCAGUGACGGCUCCUACAACAUGGGCUACCCCACCAAAGCACUGGAGCUGGUGGACAGCGACAGUCUGAGGUUACAGUAUGAGCUGAGUGCUGAUUCGUCUCCUCCAGCCAUCUGUAAGGGUCACCAUCCUGCCGUCACCAUCACCUUCACCUGUCCAUCAAGCAGACAUUCGGGUAGCACUCCGAAGAUGACAGCAGAGCUGAACUGUCGUUAUGAGGUGGUGUGGGUGACUGAAUACGCUUGUCACAGAGACUACCUGGAGAGCCACACCUGCAAACUGACCAGCGAUCAGCACGACAUCUCCAUAGACCUGACGCCUCUCACCAUGGGCUCUACAGACCAUCCAUACUAUGCACAUUCUGAGUCCAGUGACGGGGCUGAAAGCUACGUCUACUACCUGAACGUGUGUGGACAGAUCCACAACAAAGAAUGUGGCGACGACCCGUCCAUAUCGUCCUGCCAGGUGAAGAAGAACGGAGACGUGAAGAAGGUGGCGGGGAGACACGUGAACCAGACGUUACGUUACUCAGAUGGAGAUUUGACUCUGAUCUACCCAGACGGUGACAGAUGCUCCACCGGCUUCCAGAGAAUGACCAUCAUCAACUUUGAGUGCAACAAGAAUGCAUCCAACGGUGGCCGAGGGAACCCGGUGUUUGCGGGCGAGACGGACUGCACUUAUUACUUUGAUUGGGAGACGGCCUUCGCCUGUGUCAAGGAGAAGGAGGAUCUGCUGUGUCGGGUCAGAGAUGGAAACAAACACUACGACCUUUCACCUCUAACAAGAUACCCCGGCUCAGAUGUCAGUGGGAACUGGGAGGUGGUGGACGCCAACUCUCCAAAGCCGGAUUCACGUUUCUACCUGAACGUCUGUCACAAAGUCGUCCAGACAGGCGGCGCCGCCGGCUGCCCGGUGAACGCCUCCAUCUGUGCCAUCGAUAAGGAUCGUGGGCCCAUCAGCCUGGGCAGCUUCCUCUCAUCUCCCCAGAAGACAAAAAUAGGGAAUGACAUCAGACUGGUGUACACUGAUGGAAGUUUUUGCCCCAAUAAAAAGAAGAGGAUCCAAACUAUCCUGACCCUAAAGUGUAAACCAGGAGAUCUCGAGAGUGCUCCUGUCCUUCGUACCGUUUCAUCUGAUGGAUGUGUGUAUGAACUGGAGUGGUACACUGCUGCUGCCUGCGUCCUCUCGAAAACACAGGGAGACAACUGCAAAGUGGAGGACCCUCAGGCUGGGUUCUCUUUCAGCUUGUCAUCUCUCACCAAACACGACGGCUUCUACAACCUGACCAGUGGAAACUACGACUACUUCAUCAAUGUUUGUGGCCCCGUCAAAGCUGCCGACUGUCCUGAGAAGUCCGGAGCGUGCCAGGUCGAAAAGAGUUCCUGGAGUCUCGGGGAAGCAAACUCUCGCCUGUCUUACUACGACGGCCUGAUCCAGCUCACCUACAGUAACGGCUCCCAGUACAACAACAAAGAACACACGCUCAGAUCCACUCACAUCUCCUUCCUCUGUGACCCAGAAGCUGGAGUUGGAAACCCAGAAUUCCAGGUUGAAGACAAUUACACAUAUAACUUCCGCUGGUAUACAUCCUACGCAUGUCCUGAAAGGCCUCAUGAGUGUUUGGUGACAGAUCCCAAAAGUCUUGAGCAAUACGACUUAUCCAGCCUGUCUCGCUCCAGUAGCAACUGGCAGGCCAUGGAUUUGUCUGACACCAAGAACCUGAAGAAGUACUACAUCAACAUAUGCCGUCCCAUCAAAGCUGUGCCAGGCUGUGCCCGCGAUGCGUCCGUCUGCCAGAUGAAGUACAUAUCCCAGCAGGACUCUCUUAAGGAAGUCGUAUCAGUCAGUAACAUGGGUAUUUCCAAGCGAGGGCCGAUCAUUGAGAGCCGGGACCAGCUGCUGCUGGAGUUCACAGACGGCUCUGUCUGCAUUUCCGAAGGCCAGAAGCUCACGUACACAACACGCAUCCACCUGGUCUGCUCCAGAGGAACUCUGGCCAUGGGCCCGCGGUUCCUCAUGUUCCAGAACUGUACUGCCAACUUCAUGUGGGAGACCAGGGCGGCCUGCGCCAUCAGCACCACCAAGAACACUAGCUGUGCUGUUGUGGAUCCCAACACUGGCUUUGAGUUCAACCUUCAGCCUUUGGCUUCAAACACUGGAUACAAGACUCAAGGAAAUGGGAAGGACUUCCUGGUGAACAUCUGCUCAGAUGCGGCCGAGUGUGGACAGGGCAUGGCUGGCUGUGAGCUGGAAGAUGGGCAUCCCUCCAGCCCGGUGGGGGUGGAGAAGACCCUGCAGUACUCCACCGAUGGCCUGCUCAAACUAACGUACAAAGGACCCCUGGACGAUCCCACAGCCACUCGCGACACCUUCACCAUUAACUUUGUGUGUGAUCCAAACUCUCACCCUGGAUCAUUGAAACUACUGCGAGAGGACAUGAGCUCUCUGCCGAACCGUGUGGUCCACGACGUCCUCUUUGAGUUCUCCACCGCUCUGGCCUGCAUCCCCGCUCCAGUGGACUGCGAGUUUAGUGACACCCAUGGUAACAAGUACGACCUGAGUCACCUCAUCCGGAAUGGAGAGGACAGCCCCUGGAUCGCCAUAGAUACAGAUACGGUUAAAUCACGUCGCUUUUACAUCAAUGUCUGCAAACCUCUCCCCCCCGUGGAGGGCUGCCCAGUGGGUCCUUUGGGUGCUUGUGGUCUGAUUGAUGGGAAAAGUUACAACCUGGGAUACGUCCAGUCCACGCCGCAGGUAGCCGAGAGCGGCUCCAUCAGCAUCACGUACCAGAACGGGGAUCUGUGUGGACCCUCAUCCCGCUACUCAACACGCAUCAUCUUAGAGUGUGAUGACAAUCCGGGCUCCCCGAUGUUUGACCGUAAAGAUGCCUGUGAAUAUGUGUUCAUCUGGAGGACAUCUGAGGCCUGCCCUAUCAGGAAGUCUCAAGGUGACGAAUGCCGGGUUCGUGACCCACAGAGUGGCUACGAGUUCAACCUGAGCUCUCUGAAGGGAAGAGAUUACCCCGUCCCGAGUGGUAAAUACACCUACCACCUGUCGAUCUGCGAGGGACUCAAGAGAGGCGUCUGCACCCACAAAGACACGGGCAGCGACUUGGUCUCCUCCUGCCAGGCUGAUGGAGACAACCACAAGAUUGCAGGAAUGGCCAACCAGGUCCUGAGCUACGUGGGAGACCAGCUCAUCCUGAACUACACCAACGGAGAGACCUGUCACAAGAUAUACCAAAGAUCAACAGAGAUUUACUUCUCCUGCCACCCAGACAAGCAUCCUGGAGAACCAGCGUUCAUCAAGGAGACUUCAGACUGCACCUACCUGUUCAACUGGCCCACCGCUCUGGCCUGCGUCCCAGUCAAAACCACCAGCUGCUCCUACAAUGAUGGUCAGGGCCACUCGUACGACCUCUCCUCUCUGGCUAUGGACUCUCAGAACUGGGAGGUGGAGACCUCCGAUGUGGACACGAAGAAACGAUUCUACAUCAAUGUCUGCAGGUCGCUGGUGCAGCAGGGAGGUUCAUGGAAGUGUCCCUCCAGUGCGGCGUCCUGUGUCAAGGACGGAGAUGAAUAUAUGAGUCUGGGGCAGGUGGACUCUGGUCCCACAUGGGAUGGAAAUAUCCUGGUGCUGCAGUACACCAGUGGCGAGGCCUGCCCUGACGGACACCGCACCAAGAGCAGCAUCAUCCGCUUCAAGUGUGACAAAGACAGAGUGGACUCCCGGCCCACUCUGAUCUCUGCCCUCGAGGAGUGUGUCUACACCUUCCUGUGGUUGACAGCUGCUGCCUGCCCUCUAAACAGCACUCAGCAUGACAACUGCAGGGUCACCAACCCAGCUACAGGUCAUUUGUUUGACCUGAACGCCCUGACGAAGGAAGGUGGUUACACCGUCGCCGAUCAUCAGGACCAGAGGAAGACGUUCCACAUGAACAUCUGUGGAAACGCGGCCAACGACAAAUGCAGCCCUGAUACCGCUGUGUGCAUUGAGGACGGCACCACAGCGGUGAACGGUGGUCAGGUGAGCAGGAAACUCUCAUACAAGGAUCAUGUUGUGGAGCUGAUGUAUGAAGGAGGAGAUCCCUGCCCGGCGAACCCCAGCCUCAAACACAGCACCAUCAUCCAGUUUAUCUGCAGGCCAUCUAACAUGGGCUCAGCCCCCGCAGAGCCAGUCCUCAUCGACUCCGAAACCGAAACCUGUACACACUUCUUCUCCUUCCACACACACCUGGUCUGUGAACAGCCUGUAAAAUGCUCAGUGGAAAACGGCUCCUCUCUUAUAGACCUGACUCCUCUGAUUCAUGUCAAUGGGUACUACACAGCAACAGAUGAAGCAGUAGACCAAAGUGAUGGAUCUUCAGACUUCUACAUCAACAUCUGUCUGCCCCUGAACCCCAUCCCUGGGGUCAACUGCCCCCCUGGAGCUGCUGUCUGUAUGGAUCCUGAUAGUGGACCACCAGUGGAUAUUGGACGGACGACCAGUGGCCCUGAGAUCGACAGCGCAACAGGAGAGGUGUCCAUCACUUAUUACAGCUCCACCAAGUGUGCAGAGGACCCUGCACAGAACUACUCCUCCACCAUUAUCUUCACCUGCCAGAGAGGCCUGGAGCUGGGCUCUCCACGAAUGGUGAGGCUGGAAUGUAUCUAUUUGUUUGAGUGGGCGACUCCUGUAGUCUGUUCAGAUGACACCCAUAUCAGCGGCUGCCAGCUCACUGACACCCAGCUCCAGUUCACCUUUGACCUUUCACCACUGAAAAGUGAAGUCCAGGUACCAGGACCGUCCAGCAUGUACCACAUCAGCGUGUGCGGCUCAGUGUCGGAGCCGGCCUGUAAGAAGAGUGCAGUUUGCCAGGUGUCUGGUUCCGGUGCAGACAAGUCGGCUUCGUCAUUUGGCAUCUCCAAGUUCAUGACUAUGAACUACAGACAUGAAGAGCAGGCCGUACUGAUGCAGUAUGGUGAGGGAGAUCCCUGCCCACCAGCCUCUGGUAAACGUCAGUCCUCCAUAUUGUUUACCUGCGACCAGUCUGCGGGCCUCGGCUCUCCACAGCUGCUCUCGGAGACGGCAGGUUGUUCGGCCACUUUCCAGUGGAAGACCAGUGCCGUUUGCCCCCCAAGGAAGAUGGAGUGCAAGCUGGUCAGCCAGCAUCAGACUUUCGACCUUCGAGCGCUGUCCUCCCUCACCGAGCCAUGGAAGUUUAGCCACAGCGGAGAUUCGUAUUUCAUCAACCUGUGUCAGGGUAUCCACGGCGGACUGCCAGGUUGUCCUGAGGGAGCAACUGUGUGUCAACACUCAGCAUCAGGACAGACUCACACCCUGGGCCGAGUUUACACUCAGAAAAUGAGCUUGACUGAUGGAAAGAUCUCCGUCAGUUAUUCAGCCGGAGAUGACGUCUGUGGUAACGGAGUGAAGGCGAAGACUGUGAUCCAGCUGAGCUGUGGCUCCACUGUUGGACACCCAGCGCUCAUCAGUGUUGAUAAGGCAUCGUGUGAGUUUGUGAUUGGGUGGGAGACUCGGUCGGCGUGCGCGGUGAAGCAGCGCGAGGUGGAGAUGGUGAAUGGGACGAUACAGGUUCCUGACACUGGAGCCAGACUCAGCCUGGGAGCGCUCUACUUCAGCCACCAUCAGGCAUCUGGAGACAUCCGUCCCAACGGCGACCGCUAUAUCUACCACAUCCAGUUGUCUGGCAUCACCAACAACUCCUUGUCCAGCUGUAUUGGUGCCAACAUCUGCCAGGUGAAGCUCAACGGUCCGUACAGACGCAGGAUUGGCUCCUCCAGCAAAGCCAAGUACUACAUUAAAGGAGGAAACCUGGAUGUGAUGGUGCCCUCUGAGUCUGAGUGUGGCCGGGAGAAAACCAAAAUGGUGUCAUCCACCAUCAUGUUCCACUGCAACCCCUCGGCAGGCGUCGGCAUCCCUGAGUUCAUGCUGGAGACGGAUGAAUGCCAGUAUCUGUUUGUGUGGCACACGAACGCCGUGUGUGGUCUGACAGCUGUUGAUGCGCGGUCAUACGACGACGACGGCAGCGACACUCCCGCUCUUUCCAGGCGGAGCCAGGCGAUGGGGGUGGUGCUGAGCCUCCUGAUGGUGGGUCUGUCUGUCUGUCUGCUGGGACUUUUGCUCCACAAGAGAGAGAGAAGGGAGCUCGUGAUCCAGAAGGUCGCUGGCUGCUGCAGGAGAGGAAACCAAGUCUCCUAUAAAUAUUCCAAGGUCAACAUGGAUGACGAAGGGGGCGAGGAGGAGAUGGAGUGGCUGAUGGAAGAGCUCGAAGCCCCUCCCACGUCCUCCUCCUCAUCGUCUCACCGGGGCAGGAGUAACCAUGGCAACGGUCACAUCAGGACCAAGCCGGUGAACACGGACGGUCUGCGCUCGUUCACGCUGGACGACCAGGACGACGACAGCGAGGAUGAGGUGCUGAGCGUCCCGGGGGUGCAGGUGGUCAAGUCGUCCGGACUGUCGAGGCACUCGGUUGCUCAUCGCAGCGCCUUCCUACAGGAGGAGAGUGACGAGGACCUGGUCGGCCUCCUGGACGACUCGGACCGGAAGCGGAAGAGCAGCAAACCUCGCUCCUCAGCCUUUAACCUCGGUAUCAACACGGCAGCCAACAGGAAACGGGACGAGGAUGACAGUGACGAGGACCUCCUUAGGGUGUGAUGUCACUUCCUCCCUCUCACUACCCACCUCCCAUCCUAUCUGAACUCUUUUUCUCUCAGUGAAUGUCUCCAUAAUAGCAGCAACAACAACAACAGUGAAAUACCAACAACACAAUGAAAGCAGAAACCUUUCCCCUUUUUUGGGAUUUUUUUUUUUUUUUUUGGGACUGCACCUUUACUCGGCCUACUCAGACUCUAUCCAGUCCACUGUCUACAGACUGUCGAUGUUAGCACAUGGUGGUAUAUUAUUUAUUGAUAGCUGAUUAUUUAAAGUGUUCUUCAGGCCAUUUUUUGACCUGCACCCUAUUUUUCUCAUAUUUUCUUCUAUAAUUCUGAACUGAAAUAAUUUGCUUCACUAUAGCUACUUCAGUUACGCCACAUUUAUCUAAUCAACAUCCGACAGGCCAGUUGAGACUUUAGGAAUGAACCCCGACGUAUUUACUCUGCAACGAGACGUGUCAGUGAAAAAGAUGUAAAUGAAAAUGAUAUCCAUCUUUUCCUCUAGUGUUUUGAAAUGAAGCUGUGCCAUUGCUUUAGCACUUUAUUGUAGCAUUGAUUAGCUGAGAAUGACACGUUUCAUUGCAGAAGGCGACAGCUACUUUUGGGGUCGUUCUUUUUAUUAUUAUGUCCAUCGGCCUGGACGUUAAAGGACGGUAUUAGAAAACUGUGGUGAAGUGUACAGUUGAAUAGUGGAACAAUGAAGCAGGUUUUGGGAGAAAAACAAUAGCUAUCAAAGGAAGCUCUCAGCUCCCAGGACGUAGGCAGGGAAGGUGUCGGCUUGUGUUGUUUCUAAAGGGAAUGAAGACACCCGUUUGUCUUUUCUUGCUGUUUACAGUUGCUAUAAUAGCAGAUCUUUUCUCUUUCUUUCCCCUCGAAAAGAAAAGAAAGCACGAUGCCUUCCUGAUGAUGAAUUUACUUUGCAUUUUCAUCAAUGAAUCAUGUCCGGCGACAGAUUGAUUUUUUUUUUUUUUUUUUGUCUUGUGUUGAUCAGAGACAUUGUACAUAGAUGAUAAUGUUCUAUAAUAUGGAUGUUUUUGUUUGUUUGUUUGUUGUCUUCACUGGUGAACUGCUCACACGUUUGUUUUCAAGAUUAUUUAAAUGGUUGUCUGAGCUGAUUAUCUGUAUGUCUCUGUGUUUUGUGUGGAAAUAGAGAUGGCCUUAUGUGUGAAUGGACGGUGGACGGAGGCGAAGAGUGAAGCUUGAGAUGUUAGUUUAGGUUGUGUUGGUUUUGAAGCACCCCAACCCCCCACCCCCCACCUCCUCCCUCCCGCUAAAGCCAUAUUUCCUCAGCCACCACUGGCACUAAUGACUGGGAAGUUGGGAAUUUUUUUCUCUGCUUGCACGCUCUUGUACAUUACAGGCUGGUUUGUUUUGGUCUGUGACGGCGGAUGUUGCUGUGUCAAAAGUGAGAUUUUAACUCGGUAAAGCCAAGUUUUUGUAGUGCCGAAAUCAGCCCCUUUUUAGCCAAAUGCAUGUGACGAUAAGACAGAAGAAAGACAUGAAGUAUUGAUAUAUGAAAAAUGCAGGCGAUUGACUUACAUUUAACACAUUUUCUGCUUAAUAAUCAAACUAGCGUUGCCACAAAGGAUGUCAGGAACGAUGGAAGACCCAUGGCUCAGCUGUGUGGGUAGAGUUUGUGAUUUUAUUGCUUUCUAAAAAUGGAAUCAAACUGACUGCGGUGUUCCCACAUCAGAGUGAUGAGGAAGCCUACACAGUAUAAGCACACACAGUAUUUGGGCGCCGUCUCGCUUGGUGGGUGGUUUUCAUUUAUCCCCACCCCAAGCGAUUGUUUUAAAGGUCAUUAAAAAUUAGGUUACAGACAAACACAAACUCGACUUUUACCCCAGUGUAGCUUUUGUAGAAAUGUUUAGAAGUGUAGCGGAGCAGCUUCAAAACGAAUCAAACUCAAGCUCCUGUCAUUUUGAGUCUGUGCUGUGCGCAGUGUUUGAUCCUCUCUGGUGCACAUACCAGUGAAGAACACAUUAAGAAAUAGUGUUUUCCAAGGUUGUAACUAGCAACUGUUUUCUUUAUUGAUUAAACAGUUGAUUAUUUUUUCAAUUAAUAGACUAUAAAAUGUAGUAAUAGUGAAAAACGCUCUCAGUUUACUCUGACGGUUUCAAAUGUUUUUUUCCCCCAAGCAUCAGUCCUAUGAAUGAAGAAAACAACCUUGGGAGAGCAGCCAUUGAUCCGUAGACGCACCAAAAGUAGGGCACUUACAACAGACUCUGUAUGUUUAUUAUUACAUGAUGAUUACAUGAGGGUGAAUUCACUUCUCUUAGUGUUCAGUCCACAUAAACUAGAGUUAGUAACAGACGUGAUGUCAUUGCUAAAAAUCUCUUAACCAAUCAGCAAGGAAAGUUCACCAUUCAGGGUAUUUCUAAAGCUUUUUACACAAAUUUGCUAAUCAAGUUUUUUGUAAGAUGCCACAAAAAAAAAUCUCAAACUGGCAUUUGCAUUGGAAACAUCAGUGUUUUAUAUGGAGGAGAUGGGUUGUGCCAUAAAGUGAAAUUAAACACGAACGAAUACAAAACAUCAUCAUCAUUCUGGUCCCUCUGCUAAAGGUUUCAGUCACUGAGAUCACAAGCUAAACUGGAUCUUUUUGACUCCACAAAGAUCAUGAAAAACUGAAGCUUUGUUUACAUCUUGCUCUAAAAUCUAACUUCUCAUGUUAUAAGUUAAUGAUUCGAGCGCUUCAUAGAAUAACCAUGUCAUUAAGCUGCUGAUCUGAAAUUAUGACGUGCUUUACCCAAAGUAAAAUCACCGAUGGGUUUCCAAAGAAAAGGUAAAAUAACUGCAAUGAAAUGUCACCAACCCAUAACUGAAAUAUGAUUAAAAGUUCAAAUUUGAGCCUGCUGACGUGACGGACAUUUUUAUUUUAAUAUUUUAAACAUUUUCAUUUAUUCAGCAUGUGGAGUUUCCGAAAAAAUAAACCUCAGCAGUCUUUGUGAAAUCACUUCACGAUCUCGACCUGAUCAGGAGGAGGUUUGAACUAGGAUGAAAAGCAUUUACCUGUGUUUGACACUUUGUGACUCAUCUCUCCUGAGGAGACGUCGUAGCACUCCUCAUUACAGAGAAGCAGAUGGUACCGUGAAGUCGUUUUUUUUUUUUUUUUCCAUCGUUGCAUAACGUCUGUUUUCUUCUGUAUUUAGCACCAAAGUUUGUGUGGCUCAUCUGCAUGGUACUGUACUGAACCACCUCUUUCCCAUCAAGAUAUGAAUGGACAUUCUUGUGCUUUUUUUCUGUCAUCACUCGAGCAGAGAACUGUUUGGGGUUAGGUGAAACUAAUUCCAUUUCUGAGAGCGAGGUUGAGAGCUACAUUCUGAAGCCGACAAACAAGCUGCCAGAAUACAGUGACUUAAAAAAAAAAAAAAAAAAAAGCACAAGAAAUUUUCUGUGAUGAUUGGGUACUAUGGGAGAUCAUUAUGUUUUAGUUGGUGUAAGUUAUGUUGUCUGAUAUGUUUUUCAGCUCUCUGCCUGUUUUCCUAUUUAAAAAAACAUUGAUGUAAAAAAUAUUACAUUAUUUGAAUAAAUAAGAGAUCCGCUGUUUA
Seriola aureovittata is the source of this 11473-nucleotide messenger RNA. RefSeq names its product insulin-like growth factor 2 receptor (gene igf2r). Gene Ontology annotation, biological process: lysosomal transport. The record is from RefSeq and is a predicted model, not a curated record. Gene Ontology annotation, molecular function: insulin-like growth factor binding; signaling receptor activity; D-mannose binding. The transcript is spliced from 50 exons. Lineage: Eukaryota; Metazoa; Chordata; Actinopteri; Carangiformes; Carangidae. Gene Ontology annotation, cellular component: plasma membrane; trans-Golgi network; late endosome. The coding region runs from base 595 to 7926 and encodes 2443 amino acids.